Aedes albopictus (Asian tiger mosquito) is the source of this 929-nucleotide messenger RNA. RefSeq names its product large ribosomal subunit protein uL29m (gene mRpL47). The coding region runs from base 86 to 889 and encodes 267 amino acids. Gene Ontology annotation, cellular component: mitochondrial ribosome; mitochondrial large ribosomal subunit. The record is from RefSeq and is a predicted model, not a curated record. Gene Ontology annotation, biological process: mitochondrial translation. The transcript has 3 exons. Gene Ontology annotation, molecular function: structural constituent of ribosome. Lineage: Eukaryota; Metazoa; Arthropoda; Insecta; Diptera; Culicidae.
UUCAAAUCGAGCUCCAGAGUUUCUCGCGUUUCGGCGGCGGCAUGUGCUAAUAAACUCAAAAAUAAUCGAAUAACAUUUUGAAAUAAUGAGUGUUCUAAAUAGAGUGUUGUAUGCUUCGAAGCAAUUUGGAAAGCUAUGUAAUUUUAUUGGAACCAGUGCAUUCCAUCGUAAUGGCUAUCUGCUUUCGAAGGCGAUUCCGGUCCCUACACAAAUGGCCAGAGCCUUCUCUGUAACGAGCAAGCGUUUCGAAUUGAUGGAUUUCUUCGAUGAUAAGAAAAACUGGGGCGAAAAUGAGGUGAAACAUGGUCGCGGCUGGAACAAGGACGAGCUGCGCAUCAAGUCGAACACGGAUUUGCACAAGCUUUGGUUUGUGCUUCUGAAGGAGCGCAACAUGUUGCUGACUAUGGAACACGAGUGCAAUGAAAAAAUGGAACUGUUCCCCAGCCCGGAGCGACUCGAUAAGGUAAACGAAUCGAUGAAAAAUCUGGAGGACGUUGUUCGAGAGCGAAACCGCGCCUACCAUGAACUCGAAACCGGCGAAACAGGAGAACGCCCGGCUAAGCUUGUCACGAAUCAACUUGGCUUGAAGUUCUACUACCGCAUGUUCGAGCACGUCAUUCCGAAGUACGCCAACCGGAAGUGGAAUGAAACUCACAAAUUCAAUUACCAAGGAUCGGCGGUGCACAAGUUCCUACGGCUGUAUCGGGAGAAAUUGUAUAACGUUAAGAGGAAGCAGAGGAACCGCGAACGUAACGAAGUUAUGGGUCUGUUAAAACGAUUCCCCAACAUGGACCGGGCCGCGAUUGCCGAAAAGUAUCCUUCGGUUGAUAUCGAUAAGCUGUUGAAGUAUGAUAAAAUUCGAGGUAAUUAUGUCUCGAGUAAGGUGUAAUCGGAAUAUAAAGCAACGGUAAGUACAUAUUUAAUUAUAA